UCUCGGAUAGCUGCGAAAGGGUUUCCUCUUUUUUCUGUUCCAAUUAAUCAAUUAAAAGUCGGUGAUUUUGACUGAUUGGAUUAUCCGAUGGCAGAUCCUAAUGUUCAACAAGGCAGAGCAGCGGCCAAGUGUAAUUACGUAGCAAACGAUGAAAUAUGGAAAGCCCAUGUGCACCAUGAAGAACAUGCAUCCAAAAGAUGGGGAACCAUUUGGAGUUUCUUGACACAAAGUAAAGAAGAUUUGAUGAAAGAUGACAUGCCAAACAGAAAGCCCAAGCGUGACAAGGACCUCCGCCUCCCAACCCCACUCCGUCUUCCUCCAAUCACCCCCACACGGGAGUACAUUCACGUUGGCCCUUGCCCAAAACCAUUCCCUAACACCACAGCAAAACAUAUCGGUUGGCGAUCAUCUGUCGAGGGCUUGAAGUUAGAAAAAUAUGGACGUUAUUGCCGAGCAAAGGGGAACUUGAUUGGACAGCUGAAGUGGCCUGCAGAGGCAAUCGAGUAAAAUGUCUGUUGACCAAGCCUUCGUUUGAAGCGAGUCCGUCCACUUUUCACUACCUGUUCGUGUUUGAUUGAAGAUUCACCAAGGCAUGUUGCACAGACUGAGAGACAGUCUGUUGACCAACACUUUAUAAAUAGGCAAAUGGAUGAAAUUUGCCGACCGUCUGCUAUCAUGUGGGCCCGUCCAAUCACUGCAUGCACUCAAGUGCUGUAGACUGCAAAAUUCUCGCACUCCUUAUUUUUGUGUUUCGCAAA
Molecule: messenger RNA, 758 nt
Organism: Lineus longissimus
Lineage: Eukaryota; Metazoa; Nemertea; Pilidiophora; Heteronemertea; Lineidae
Product: ciliary microtubule inner protein 1-like
Exons: 3
Coding region: 88-507 (139 amino acids)
Source: RefSeq, a predicted model, not a curated record